CGUGUCGGCCACCGUAGGCUAACCGGAAGUAAUAUUCUCGCAGUUUAGCGGAGAUGCUAGUUUGCUAACUAGAAAGCGGGUGUUUUUAUUCCGGUAUGGCCGCGUAUUCUAACGUCAAAUCCACCAAACUCGUUCUUAAAGGACAAAAGGAUAAAAACAAAAAGAAGAAACACAAGGACAAGAAGAGAAAACACGACGAUGAGCAGCAGAAACUCGAUAUUAUCGGUGGUUGGUGGACUGUCAGUAAUUUCGGGGAGAUCAGCGGCACUGUGGCCAUCGAGAUGCACAACAGGUCGUACGUGCACGCGUUAGAUACGGGUCUGUUCACCGUCGGAGCUCCACAUACAGGAGAUGAUGAAGGUCCUGAUCCACCUGAACAGUUCACCGCCAUCAAACUGUCUGACUCACGGAUUGCUCUGAAGUCUGGUUACGGUAAAUAUUUGGGGAUAAACUCGGACGGAGUGGUGAUCGGACGCUCGGACGCGAUCGGAUCCAGGGAGCAGUGGGAGCCGGUGUUCCAGGACGGGAAAACGGCUCUGAUGGCAGCAAACAGCAGUUUUAUUUCGUACAGCGAGAGCGGCGACGUCGUGGCCAAAAACAAAACCGCCGGCAAUGAAGAGAUGAUUAAGAUCCGCUCGUGUGCAGAGAGAGAGGUGAAGAGGAACGAUGACCUCGCUGACGAGGACCGCGGGAACGUCAAGAGCUGCGAGAUCAACUACGUGAAGAAGUUUCAGAGCUUCCAGGACAGAAAGUUGAGGGUGAACGAGGAGGACGGCGGCUCGCUGAAGAAAGCCCGGACCGAUGGCAAAUUCCACGAGGCUUUACUCGACAGGAGAGCUAAGAUGAAAGCUGAUCGAUACUGCAAGUGACACAACUUCAACCUCGUUCUUUUUUAUUAUUAUUUUUUUUAAUCUCACUUUAUUGUUUUUGAUUCAGUGUAAAUUGGUCAGUGUGAUGUUUUGUUUUGUUUCAUAUUAAAUGUUUUAAAUGACCAGAA
This is a messenger RNA of Silurus meridionalis, 997 nucleotides long. It is a transcript of the gene frg1, whose product is annotated as FSHD region gene 1. The transcript is spliced from 9 exons. The coding region runs from base 96 to 869 and encodes 257 amino acids. NCBI's taxonomy places the organism in Eukaryota, Metazoa, Chordata, Actinopteri, Siluriformes, Siluridae. The record is from RefSeq and is a predicted model, not a curated record. Gene Ontology annotation, cellular component: striated muscle dense body; catalytic step 2 spliceosome; nucleolus. Gene Ontology annotation, molecular function: actin filament binding.